Messenger RNA from Mya arenaria, 3729 nucleotides. Its product is annotated as S1 RNA-binding domain-containing protein 1-like. NCBI's taxonomy places the organism in Eukaryota, Metazoa, Mollusca, Bivalvia, Myida, Myidae. The record is from RefSeq and is a predicted model, not a curated record. The coding region runs from base 91 to 2625 and encodes 844 amino acids. Gene Ontology annotation, molecular function: DNA binding; mRNA binding; structural constituent of ribosome. Gene Ontology annotation, biological process: translation; DNA repair. The transcript has 21 exons.
GUGUGCUGCCAAUAAACUGUUGUGUCAGAAGAUCGCGGUUAAAAAGUUAUUUUGAACCAAUCUUGGACAUUCCAUGAUAUUUCCAUCUUUAUGGAAGGCAAAAGUGUUAAGAAGAAACCAGUGAGCAGGAAGAGGUCUGUGAAAAAAGAACAAGAUGAUGAUGAAAGUCCUGUACCUUCCAAAAAGUUGAAGACAGAAAUAAAGAAAGAGGAUGGAGGAAUGCCGCAUGUAUCGGAGCAAGAAAGCCUUGACAUUAAGGGUCGAAAAGCUCCCUUAAAAUCCAAAGUGAAAACUGAAGGUUUCUCAGUGUCUUGGAAUGAGGAGUCUGUGAUUAGCAACAGGCUUGAUGUUCCAGUGUGGGCUACCACCAAUGUAGUCAAACUGUUGGACGAGGGAUGCACAAUUCCUUUUAUUGCCAGAUAUCGGAAGGAGCAAACAGGAGGAAUGGAGGCAAACAAGCUGCGGGAUACGUUAACACUGCUGGAAGAUCUCAGGGCAGUUGAGAACAAGGUGAAGUCUGUGAAGCAAUCUAUAGAAGAAAAGGGGAAGCUAACAAAAGACCUUGAGACAGCAUUGAGUAACUCACAGACACUUCAGGAAGUUGAAACUCUGUAUGCCCCAUUCAAGCCAGGGAAUAAAGGAACACUUGCAGAGAGGGCGAGAGCUCUGGGCCUCCAACCCCUGGCCUUGAAGUACAUCAGUGGAAGGGGAUGGAAGACUGAGGCUGAUGCUUUCAUAAAAAAAGACACUAAAGGUUUGCAAGAUCAGAAAGAAAUCCUGGAGGGAGUGAAACACAUUAUAGCGGACAUUGUUCACAAAGACCCAAAGGUUAUGGAGACAGUCAGAAAUGUAGGCCUGGAUGGCCAAGUCUGGAUCUACAGCUGUGAAAACAAGGGAAAGAGACCAGACCCCAAGCCCGGCACAAAACCUGAGCCCACACACAAAUAUGAGCUCUACUUUAACUUUCAGAAGGCUGCCAAGAAUGUUCAACCUCAUCAGAUUUUAGCCAUUAAUCGAGGAGAAACACACAAGAUUCUUGCAGUGAAGUUGGAAGUUCCGAAGUUUCUCGAACAGCAGAUAAUCUCCACAUGCUGUCAACGAAUGCUGCAUGGAAACGUGAACAAUGACAGUCGUGUCAUACUGUCUGAAGCAAUAGAUGAUGCCUACAACCGUCUUAUACUGCCUCAAAUACAAAGAAAUGUCAGAUCUAACCUGACAAAGCAAGCUGAAAAAUCCUCCAUAGAAGUGUUUGCCAAGAAUCUGAAGAACUUGUUACUUCAAUCCCCACUGAAGGGCCACGCCAUCCUUGCCAUUGAUCCCGGCUUCUCACAGGGCUGUAAAGUAGCAGUCAUCUCACAAACUGGUCAGGUGUUAGCCACAGAUAAAGUCUUCCCAUUCAGCAAAGUAAACACAGUUCUAUCAAAGGAUAGAAAUAAGCUAGAAAACAUGAUAGUCAAUCACAAGGUAUCUGUGGUUGCUAUUGGUAAUGGAGUGGCAUGCAGGGAGACGGAGACAUUUGUGUCAGAUAUGAUCAAGAAACUUUUCCCAGAUCUGAAAUACUGCAUCGUGAGUGAAAGUGGGGCCUCUAUCUAUAGUGUAUCGGACAUUGCCCAGAAGGAGAUGCCAGAGUUGGACCCCUCUCUCAGAGGGGCUGUGUCCAUUGGCCGAAGACUUCAGGAUCCCCUGGCAGAGUUGGUGAAAGUUGACCCCAAACACAUCGGAGUAGGCCAAUAUCAGCAUGACAUGCCCCAGAACCAGCUAAAAGUCUCCCUCGACUCAACUGUGGAGGAGUGUGUCAGCUUUGUGGGUGUCGACCUCAACACAUGCAGUGAAUGUCUUCUCAGUCGAGUAUCUGGCUUGUCAGCUGCGAGGGCCAAGAAAGUCCUGGAAUGGCGGGAGAAGUUUGGUCCGUUCAUCUGUCGUGAGCAGCUUAUGUCAGUGAAAGGGCUUGGGGCUAAGACCUAUGAACAGGCAGCUGGCUUUGUCAGAAUUCACACACUGAAUCCUGAAGUCUACAGAGGAACAACUAAAAACUCAGAUGCUGAGGAAAAGAGGGGGAAGAAGACAAAAGGCAAGAGAAAGGCGAGUGUGGAGAUACAACCAAACCCAUUAGACAUGACUUGGAUCCAUCCUGAGUCAUACCAUCUCGCACACAAAUUUGUGGAGCUUGCUUCGGUAACAUUGGAUGACAUAGGACAGAAAGACUUUAUUAACAGAGUCAACCAGUACCUGUCACAACACAGUGUCAGUGACGUAUCCAGCCAGCUUGGGUGUGGGGAGCCCACUGUGAACCUCAUAGCAGACGCCCUUCGACGCCCCCUUACAUAUGAUCUCAGAGAUGAGUUUGACAAGCCUUUAUUCAAGAAAAGCAAGACAGACAUCAGCAAACUGAAAAUGAACGACCAAGUGUCUGGAAAAGUUAGUAAUGUGACCCACUUUGGGGCCUUCGUGGAUAUCGGGGUUGGGAAUAGCGGCCUCGUGCACACAAGCCAGAUGUUUGUUAAAGACAAGUAUGGACAGAGGUCAAGGCACAGCCUUCAGAUCGGAGAAAUGAUUCAAGCUACCAUUGUAAAACUUGAUCUUUCAAAAGGGCAUAUUGGAUUAAAACUUGUAAAAGUUCUGUAAUAUUUCAAAUACUCUGACCAAAAAAAUAUUGAUUUUUAAAUAAAAUCCAAAAAGCAACAAAAAGUUGUCUGAUUAGAGAACAUUCUGUCACUAGUAGUAGUAUCUUAGUGGAAGUCGGAAUUAGUCAUUAGUAGUAGUAUCUUAGUGGAAGUCGGAAUUUUCAUUCUUUGUUAAUAUUUGUAAUGUGAACAUUCUGUCACUAGUAGUAGUAUCUUAGUGGAAGUCGGAAUUUUCAUUCUUUGUUAAUAUUUGUAAUGUGAACAUUCUGUCACUAGUAGUAGUAUCUUAGUGGAAGUCGGAAUUUUCAUUCUUUGUUUAUAUUUGUAAUGAGAACAUUCAUUUUUUUUUCUUUUUGCUUUAUUCAGUCUGGGUUUAUUUGUUCUGGUGAUAUUCAUUUACUUUGAUACCAUGUUGUGUUCACUAAAAUUGUUAAGUUUAGGUUUUUCAUGUGACAUUCAAUUAUAUGGGUUACAUACAUGUAUAUAUCAUUAUAUGUAAAUAUUUGUUGAUAAUCUAUGUGAAACAUAUACAUGCUGUAUUUUAACAUUGAAGAGCCUUUUCAUGUAACAUGUUUUACUUGGUAAGAAUGUGUAUGAAAUAAUUAAUAUGAUCACUUGGUCUUAAACCUCAGGCCCCAGUUGCUCGAAACUUCUUAAGUCUCGUACAACAGGUUUAAGCUAAUCUCACUAUUUUUUUUUAUUUUUUUUAUAAUUUGUGUUAUAUUUACUUAUAUAAAAUAUUUUAGUCUUUAAAUAGGAAUUGUCUUGAUGAUUAUAACAUUUAACCAUGUUUCAUUUAUCAAAAUCAAAUAUAGUAUGUAUUUUGGCCUAUUAAAAAAAGCUUUUAAAGCCAUUUAACCUUAAAAAGUUUUGAAAAUUUGGGCCCGAGGUCUUGGCUUCUCAUUAAAAUGUACCUGAGCAGUAUAGGACUUUUAUUGAUAGCACUCUUGUGAAUAUGUGUAUAAAUUAAUGUAUGAUUGUGUUUGGGAGUUUUCUUGUUCAGUUAAACUUCAAAUUGUUCAAUGUUAUUAAUGUCCUUAAAAGGUGCAAUGUUAUUAAAAUAGGCCCGUUGUAGUUCAAUUUGCAUUUAACAAUUUCUGUUGAA